GAUUGUAAACAAGUCGAGAUUUUUUUUUUUUUUUUUUAAAAACCUUCCCCCCCCGAAGACAGUUAUCGUAGGGGUGGGGAGAAUCCCAAAUUAUCAGGUUGUUUUUAUGCGUUUUUGUGUUUUUUAAAAAAACCAAACAUGUAAAUUUUACAUACAUUUUAGCUAUUAAAAAUAAAAUAAGAUUUUUAGUGGCUAUCGGCAUUUCCUCCUCUUUUGUUUUGCAUUUUGCGAACAUUUUCUUUGGUGCCUUUUUGAAUGGGGGGUUCUUAAAAGGGGGGGCUGUUGGAGGUUGAAGGGGGGUGAAGAUUUAAAGCUUGGAAACUUUUCGUGCAGCUGCUGGAGCAAAGCUCUGAGCCCCCCAAGCUAGCGCCAGCAGAGAGAGGGAGGGAGAAAGAGAGGUAGCGGAGGAGAGAAAGUCUUUCUAGGGUUCUCAUCUGUUGUAAGAAAGUGUAGUUUCUUAGCGGGCUGACAUUGAAACAACUUCAGCUGUUUACUUUUAGGAUGUCUCGUCGCAAGCAAGCUAAACCAAGAGCACUAAAAGUAGAAGAAAAUGAAUCAGAGGACCAGGAAGGAGUGGAACAGUCAGCAGUGCCGAUAGAUCUGAACUGUAAACUAGAAGACAGGACAGACGAUGGAGAGUUGAUAGAUUGUAAGAAAAGACCGGAAGAAGGGGAGGAAUUAGAGGAAGAAGCUGUGCACAGUUGUGACAGCUGCCUCCAGGUGUUCGAGUCAUUGAGUGACAUCACAGAGCACAAGAUUAAUCAAUGUCAACUGACAGAUGGAGUAGAUAUUGAAGAUGAUCCUUCCUGCUCAUGGCCAGCUUCUUCACCCUCUAGUAAAGAUCAGACUUCCCCAAGCCAUGGAGAUGGUUGUGACUUUGGUGAAGAAGAAGGUGGCCCAGGAUUGCCCUACCCAUGCCAGUUUUGUGACAAGUCUUUUAGCCGCCUCAGCUAUUUAAAGCAUCACGAGCAAAGUCACAGCGACAAGCUCCCUUUCAAGUGCACCUAUUGCAGCCGCCUCUUCAAACAUAAGCGGAGCCGAGAUCGCCAUAUUAAACUUCACACAGGAGAUAAGAAGUACCACUGUAGCGAAUGUGAUGCAGCAUUUUCAAGAAGUGAUCACCUUAAAAUUCAUUUGAAGACUCAUACCUCUAACAAGCCAUAUAAGUGUGCCAUUUGCCGACGUGGAUUUCUCUCCUCUAGUUCACUUCAUGGACACAUGCAAGUUCAUGAGAGGAACAAAGAUAGUUCUCAAUCUGCCUCCCGGAUGGAGGAAUGGAAAAUGAAGGACACUCAGAAAUGCAGUCAGUGUGAAGAAGGUUUCGAUUUUCCAGAAGAUCUUCAGAAACACAUAGCAGAAUGCCACCCAGAGUGUUCCCCAAAUGAAGACCGAGCUGCUCUUCAGUGUGUUUACUGUCACGAACUCUUUAUAGAGGAAAGUUCACUAGUAAAUCACAUGGAACAGGCUCAUAAUGGAGUGGAAAAAAAACAUAUGUGCAGUAUUUGCUCAGAGAACUUCCAUACUGUCGAAGAGCUAUAUAGCCACAUGGAUAGUCACCAGCAGCCAGAAUCAUGCAACCAUAGUAACAGUCCCUCUUUAGUGACAGUUGGUUACACCUCAGUCUCUAGCACUACUCCAGAUUCAAAUCUCUCAGUAGACAGUUCAACUAUGGUUGAAGCGGUUCCCCCAAUCACAAAAGGACGUGGAAGAAAACGGACAGCCCAGCAGGUGGCAGAUAUCACUGGGGCUUCAAAUAAACAAGCCAAGGUUGCUUAUAGUUGCAUUUAUUGCAACAAGCAGUUAUUUUCAAGCCUUGCAGUACUGCAAAUACAUUUGAAAACUAUGCAUUUAGAUAAACCUGAACAAGCCCAUAUUUGUCAGUAUUGUUUAGAAGUGUUACCUUCACUUUACAACCUAAAUGAGCAUCUGAAACAAAUACAUGAAGCACCAGAUCCUGCACUGAUAGUUUCUACCAUGCCUGCUAUGAUCUACCAGUGUAACUUCUGUUCAGAAGUUUUCAACGACCUCAACUCCCUUCAGGAACAUAUUCGAUGUACUCAUGGAUUUGGAAAUCCAGCUGCUAAAGACAGUAAUGCAUUCUUUUGUCCUCAUUGUUAUAUGGGAUUUCUUACUGAUUCUUCUUUGGAAGAGCAUAUUAGACAAGUCCAUUGUGAUCUUAGCAGUUCUCGUUUUGGUUCUCCUGUGUUAGGUACCCCUAAAGACCCUGUUGUUGAAGUAUAUUCUUGCUCUUACUGCACAAAUUCUCCAAUAUUUAAUAGUGUUCUUAAACUGAAUAAGCAUAUAAAGGAGAAUCAUAAGAACAUUCCAUUAGCAUUAAAUUACAUCCAUAAUGGGAAGAAAUCUAGAGCCAUGAGUCCUUUAUCUCCAGUUACUAUAGAACAGGCAUCAUUAAAGAUGAUGCAGGCUGUUGGUGGUGCUCCUCAGCGCCCUGCUGGUGAGUACAUCUGCAAUCAGUGUGGUGCUAAAUACACCUCUCUGGACGGUUUUCAGACUCAUUUAAAAACACACCUUGACACUGUCCUGCCCAAAUUGACUUGCCCUCAGUGCAAUAAGGAGUUUCCAAACCAGGAGUCCCUGUUGAAGCAUGUGACCAUCCAUUUCAUGAUAACCUCCACAUACUACAUCUGUGAAAGCUGCGAUAAACAGUUUACUUCAGUGGAUGAUUUGCAAAAGCACUUGCUUGACAUGCACACCUUUGUGUUUUUCCGUUGUACAUUGUGUCAAGAGGUCUUUGAUUCAAAAGUUUCCAUUCAGCUUCAUCUGGCUGUGAAACAUAGCAAUGAGAAGAAGGUGUAUAGGUGUACAUCUUGCAACUGGGAUUUCCGUAAUGAGACAGACUUGCAGCUCCAUGUUAAGCACAAUCAUCUGGAGAAUCAAGGCAAAGUACACAAGUGUAUUUUUUGUGGUGAGUCUUUUGGUACUGAAGUGGAACUCCAGUGCCACAUCACAACACACAGCAAAAAAUACAACUGCAAGUUCUGCAGCAAAGCAUUUCAUGCUAUCAUAUUGCUGGAAAAACACUUGAGGGAGAAACAUUGCGUUUUUGAAACAAAAACUCCCAAUUGUGGAACCAAUGGAGCAUCUGAACCAGUUCAGAAGGAAGAAGUAGAGCUACAGACAUUGCUGACAAACAGCCAGGAAUCACACAACAGCCAUGAUGGAAGUGAAGAAGAUGUUGAUACAUCUGAACCAAUGUAUGGUUGUGACAUUUGUGGAGCAGCCUACACAAUGGAGUCUCUCUUGCAAAACCACCAACUUCGGGAUCACAAUAUCCGACCUGGGGAAAGUGCCAUAAUAAAGAAAAAGGCAGAGCUCAUAAAAGGGAACUACAAAUGUAAUGUGUGCUCACGAACAUUUUUCUCUGAAAAUGGGCUUCGUGAACAUAUGCAGACACAUUUGGGUCCAGUGAAACACUAUAUGUGCCCAAUAUGUGGUGAGAGAUUCCCUUCACUUCUGACUCUCACUGAACAUAAGGUCACGCACAGUAAGAGCCUUGAUACAGGAAACUGCAGGAUUUGCAAAAUGCCACUCCAGAGUGAGGAAGAAUUCUUAGAGCAUUGUCAGAUGCAUCCUGACUUGCGAAACUCCUUAACAGGAUUCCGAUGUGUGGUUUGCAUGCAGACAGUGACUUCUACUUUGGAGCUGAAGAUCCAUGGGACGUUCCACAUGCAAAAGACGGGCACCAGUGCCGCAGUGCAGUCUACAGGGCGCAUACAGCAUCUUCAGAAAUUGUAUAAAUGUGCUUCUUGCCUGAAAGAAUUUCGCUCAAAACAGGACUUGGUAAAACUUGACAUUAAUGGCUUACCAUAUGGUCUGUGUGCUGCUUGUGUUAAUCUCAGCAAAAGUAGUAGCCCUGGUAUCAACAUACCUUCAAGCAGUAAUAGGCAAGGCAUGGGCCAGAAUGAGAACCUGAGUUCCACUGAGAACAAAAGCAAAGGAGGACUGAAGACUCGAUGUUCAAGUUGCAAUGUCAAAUUCGAAUCAGAAAGUGAACUUCAGAAUCACAUCCAGUCAGUCCAUAGAGAACUCGUUCCAGACAGCAAUAAUACACAUUUGAAAACACCACAAGUAUCACCAAUGCCCAGAAUCAGUCCAUCACAAUCAGAAGAGAAAAAGACCUAUCAGUGCAUCAAGUGCCAGAUGGUUUUCUACAAUGAGUGGGAUAUCCAGGUUCAUGUUGCAAACCACAUGAUUGAACUCGAUGGUAGAUAUACCAGUACUUCCACCAGUUCCAGAAUUCCCAGACAGGUGGGCAAUACUAAUGAAGGACUAAACCAUGAAUGCAAGUUGUGCAACCAGACAUUUGAUUCUCCUGCCAAACUCCAGUGCCAUCUAAUAGAGCACAGUUUUGAAGGAAUGGGAGGAACCUUCAAGUGUCCAGUCUGCUUUACAGUAUUUGUUCAAGCCAACAAAUUGCAGCAACAUAUUUUUUCAGCCCAUGGGCAAGAAGACAAGAUCUACGAUUGUACACAAUGCCCACAGAAGUUCUUCUUUCAAACAGAAUUGCAGAGUUAGGAAAUCUAUCUGUUUGGAGUAUCUGAAGGAGGCCUUCUUGCAACCUGUGUAGUUAUUGUAACUGUCCCAUUCAAAGAUCAAGCUGUGUGUUUAAAAAAAAAAUUCAAGAAAGCACCUUAUCUGCAGUAAGUAGCUCCUUCAUUUCUGCACCUCCUUAGCUCUCUUGCUCCUGAAACAUGCAGAAAUAUCAGAAAUCCUGUCAGAUUGAUGGGAGGAAAAGAAAAGCUAGGCAAUAGGCAAUGAUUCCCACUGGAUGUGGAUACAUGGUCAGGUUGUAGCACAAACAGUCUAAAGUCUGAAUAAGGUGAAAGAGGCAAUUCAACUGAGUCAUUAGUUCUCACUGAGAAUUAUAGACGAUGUCAUAGGAAGGGCAUGAUUGGGAGGAUAGUGACAGCAGAGGGCUCAUAAAUAUCAAAAACAUGGAGAGAGAGAGAAAAAAGAAGGAUCCUCCAGGAACUCUAGAAACAAUGCCAUACAGAACGUAUGCAGCAUUGUGCCUAAUAUGCCAGGCAUUAUGAAGCCCUUCAGUGUUUACUAACAUUUGUAGACAACUCCAACAUGGCACUUGGUGGCAGGAAAGUAUUUAGAAAAAUCAGAAAUAAUAAAUUAAAACAAAACAUAUACCUAUGAAGUUGGAAUGCCCACAAUCAAUCAAGGCUGAAAACACAAUGGAAUAAAAGUAUUUUAACUCCUCUGUAGAAUACAAGAAGGAAGGAUGCUGUAAGUAUCUCUGAGGGAAACAUACUCCAGAUUAUGAGGGCCAUUAGAGAAUAUGUGCUAAUAAUAAUAAUAGGCUACUCUUAACCAUCCUAUCUGGAAUCAUGGAAAUAAGAUGUUUUCAUUAUAUUAUGAAUAUAAUGUUGAUUUAUCAAAUCCGAGUUUUUUGGAAACAUAGGUUUCAGCUAUAUAGAAAAGAAUUAAUAUAGAUCAUCAGCAAACAGAUGUAGACCUAGGUUCAAAUUAUUAAUCAUACACUUUACUGUUUUGAAAAUAUAAGACAGAAUUUUAUAUCUUCCUUCUGCAACUCAAUAACCAUAUAUUUUCUUUUAUUUGCAGGUCAUGUAUUUUGCAGAAUAAUAACUAGUAACUAUAAAUCUACUUUCUUCAUUGAUAGUUUUCAUUUUAUCUCAUCUUUUCAUUCAAGAGUGAUUAAGUAUGCAAAGAAAUGAUGGGCUUUGUCAUGAAAAAAAGUUUGUAAAAUAUCUAAUCCAGACCCCUUCUUUGAGGUAUCUUUAUUUUCACACAGUUCAAGUAGAGUGACUCAGCAGCUUGCUCUGUCACAUUAUCACAAAUAGUAAGUCAAACAAAAGAAGUAAAUCCACCAUAUACAUACCAUUUUUGUAAGAAGUGGAAUAGCUUGAGACAUAUAUUUUUUGUUACAGAAGUGAUUCCCUUGCAUUACAUAAAUAUAUAUGUCUGACAUAUUUUGAACCAGAUUGUUUUAAGGGAGGUCCACUGUUGUUUUUAAUCCUAAUGUCACAGAUUAGUGGUUUAUCUCCAUUUUAAUUAUCACCCAGUCUUUACUUGCCAAGCCAGUGGCUGAAACAUUGCAAUCUAAGUGACCUUCUGAAAUCUUAAAUUAUUCAGGUUCUGAUAUUCACAUACUUCAUUCCUCUAUCCCACAGCAAAAUAAUUAAAUAUGAUCCUGCCUUAGAUAUCAAUGACUACAUUGUACCUUUAGAGGAAAAUUCCUUAAAUAUACCUUGUGAUGCUACAUACAGAAAUACAAAGCUUGUUAAAUGGAUAUGACAUUAUAGUUGGCUUAGUUUUAAAAACACCUGUGUGAUUAUCAAUUUAAGCUCCCAUUAUUUGCCACUAAUUACUAAGCAGAGCUGUUAAAUAUUUAGCUGUAGUUUAUUUAAUUGGCUUUGACCUAUAAAGAAAUAUGUGCAUUGCCACAGAUUUUGUUUCAGUUCUGUGCUCCCACUUAAGCAAGUAGAGAAUGCUUAUUUAUGUAAAUUAUAAACACUAUACAGCCUAUCAGAUUUCCUGGUUUAUCUUUUUCUUACUGCUACAGAUGUAUUUCUUAUGAAAAUAUCUACAGUUAAAGCAUUGAGAAAGAGCAAAGCAUACAGAUGUAAAAUGAGAGAGGUUGUACUUAAACUUGUUUACAGAUGUUCUUGUUUAAAAAGCUCCAGCACAAUAAAUUAAACAUAACAAGGGAAAAAAUGAAAGCAUAGCAACAACUGGCACAUGAACACAUCUGUCCAUAAUGCACUGACUUAAUCCUUGAAUAUUUGAUUAGGUGGUCUUGUCUAUCAAUGCCCAUAUCAUUCUGCUGUACUGGAGCUGCAACAAAGGAACAUAGAAGCUUCUUUCAAAUUUUCUCAACUUGUUUGAAAAAAUUCAGGCAUUUGACACCUAGCAGAAUAGCAUGCAUACAGAAAAAAAUCUGAGGGAAGGGAUUGACUGAUUGACUAAUUUCACAUUCCUUGAAUUUAUCAAGCCUUUAUUUCAUCGCAUUUAUAAAAGUACUGUUACAAAGUAUCAGGUGAAUUGGAAAAUGAGUUGGAACUGGAACUGGAAGGAAACUUCUGUUCUUUCUUGGUGGCAAACCAUAGUGUCAGUGAGCUUUUAAUAAGUAGCAUAAUAUACUACUUGAAACAUAGCAGAGAGAAAUAGUCUCACAAUAUAGAGAUGACUAUUUCCAUUUUACUCUGUUCAUAAGACACAUCCAUGGGAUAGACCUAGGUGUUAUUUGAACUAGCAUACUACCCAUUUAAAAAAUCCCUUCUCACCUUUAUGGGUGAUAUGUGUCUUUUUCAAUCUAUAUCAGAGAACUGGGAGUUUAACGGUCCUGCACAGUAUCUUGCUGUUCCUAGCACUGGAAUCUUCUUGACAGAGAGCUCUCUUGUUGCUUCUGGGAUAUGGUGGAGCCACUUUCCCAGUUUAGGAAUCUGAGCCCCAAGUGUUUCUACUGUUACUAGGACCACUUUGGCUUUCUUUUCUUCAUCCUUUCUUGUUCCAUACUCCUCCUUUCUGAUGUUGCUGUCAUUUGGCACCGUUAUAUCUAUCACUGUCACUGUCUUCUGGUCCUUGUCCACUACCAUGAUAUCUGGUUGAUUGACCAGUACUUGCUGUCCGUCUGGAUCUGGAAGCCCCACAAGAUUUUAGCCUUCAUGACUUGUGGAAUCUCCCAUCCAUUCUGUGGAUGUUCUUGUAAACAAUGCCAACUACUUGGCUGUGUUAUUCAGUGUAUGCUGUUCCUGCCCACACCUUACAUCCUACCUCUUUAUGUUGGACUGUCUCUGUGGCUUCUUUGCACAGUCUGCACUUCAGUUCCUGUUUCGUAUGGUAGACCCCUGCUUCUAUGGAUCUGGUGCUGCUGUGAUCAGUGCCUCAGUACUAUCCUUUAGUCCAGCCCUUUCCAGCCAUGGGUGAGAGUUCCCAGUGUCGGCCAUCUGAAUUAUCUAUCAAUGGUAUUUCUCAUGCAGUUCUUAUCUUGCAAUGGGACUUCCUCUAUUUGAUCUUCCUCCCUUGUCUGCUGUUGCAUCAGGCAUUCUCUCAGCUGUUUAUCUUUGGGUGCCAUAUAAUUUAUGUAGUCUUGGAUGCUUUGGGUUUCAUCCAGGACAGUGAUUUUGACACUCAGGCCCUUCCUGCCUUUUUCUAGCUGGUGUGCAGUCUCAGGGUGUUGCAUUUGGGCUGGAAAGCUUUGUACAUUGUGAAGAGCUUCUGGGCCUUCAAACUGGCAGCCUCCAUGUCUUUCUUUGGCUAGAUCACUAUAUCAGCAGGGUAUCAGAUGAUUGGCAGGGGAUACAUAUUGAUAGCAUUAUGGAUCUUAUUCUUCCUAUUGAACUGGCUCUUCAGAACCUGUUUUACCCUUUGGCCAUACUUGGAUGUAGCUGUCUUCCUUGUCUUUUCCUCAUGGUUCCCAUAUGACUAAAGUACUGUAUGUAUGCUAGGUGGCCUGCUGCUAGUUCCACCUCAUCACCUUAACCAUCUUCCUCCAUUCCUCCACCUCAAUACACACAUGUGGUGACUCACAAAGAAAAGAAAAACCAUUAAUAUUAAACAAUAUGUAUCAUAAAACAUUCUAAAGGAAAUGUGCUUUUUCAGGAAGCAACUGGACUUUCUUGUUUGUCUUUGAAGACAUUUCGCUUCUCAUCCAAGAAGCUUCUUCAGCUCUUACCGGAUGGUGGGGAAUGGAAGGA
Crotalus tigris (Tiger rattlesnake) is the source of this 8687-nucleotide messenger RNA. RefSeq names its product zinc finger protein 521 (gene ZNF521). The coding region runs from base 502 to 4536 and encodes 1344 amino acids. Gene Ontology annotation, cellular component: nucleus. The transcript is spliced from 9 exons. Gene Ontology annotation, molecular function: DNA-binding transcription factor activity, RNA polymerase II-specific; RNA polymerase II transcription regulatory region sequence-specific DNA binding. The record is from RefSeq and is a predicted model, not a curated record. Gene Ontology annotation, biological process: regulation of transcription by RNA polymerase II. Lineage: Eukaryota; Metazoa; Chordata; Lepidosauria; Squamata; Viperidae.